UUCGUCUCUCGAGUCAUCGGGUCCGAGUUCUUUCUGCAGCCUGCACAGGAGUCUUCGAGUCUGAGUGUUUAAUGACGUCACGCUUCCCUGAUCAUCAGUCAAAUGUAAAGAGGCACAAUGAGAGACAUUAUCCCCAAGAACAAAAUUAAAGGUGUUGAUUUCUGUGGAGAUGAGAGCUUCACGUAUAUAAUCCGCUCUGAUCUGGGCUGUUAUAUGAGGGCGAGUGAUUUACAUGGAGGUUCAGACCUCACUAUGUUCAAGCUGCAUCCCUCCUGCCAACAUGGAGACCAUUAUCUUGCUGUUUCACCUGGAGGAUUUUACAUCAUUAAGGGUAAAUCAUACCGCAGAGUCUCAGACCUGUCAACAGAUGCUGAUGCUGAAGUAAAAGACCUUCAUCCCGACUUUCAGGGUGCAGAUCACUAUCUCUCAUUUAGUACCGGUUUUCUCAUCAUCUUCCAAGCAAAGGGAACUUAUACAAUGGCAAUAGAUCUUAGUUACAACUUGUAUAAAUUACAAUUCAAGCUGCAUCCCGAGUACAGUAAUGGCCUGUAUCACUGGGGUCUGGGAGCUGACUGCUGUUUCCUGAAGCCGGUCUCAGAGUGGGGAGUGGAAUACUACACAUGCAAAGAUCCUGAUAAACCUGAUGGUCAAGUCUAUUCUGUUCACCCUGAUGUUGUGAACUUUCUGCCCGGUGGUCUGUCCAUAACUCAAGGUCCAGCCUUUGGCCGGUGGGAGACUAUUAAAACUAUAAGUAACGACAGUGACACACCAGUGACUUGGCGGAAGAAAAUCAUCAAGAAAGUGGGAUACAACAAGGAGAAGAUGACACAGAUCACAAACAACUGGAAGUUUGGAGCAUUAGCCACGAUUGAAUCUGGAGAUCUCUCUGCAUUAAUCGCUAAGGUCCAGUUCUCUCUGUCAGCAGAUUAUGGAGGAUCACAAGUGAACACUGUGAAGGAAACCUGGGACGAGGUGACUGAAGUGGAAGAGGAACUGACACUGGAGCUGAAGCCACACAAGAGUUUUUAUCUGUGGCAGUACAGGCUGGGUGUUGGUGAUGAAUCGCUUUUAUUUUGUCCAGAUUUGAUAAUCAGCGAUCAGCCGAAUCCUCCGACUGAAGCCCCACUGCCGCCUGCAGACGUCUGAGAAAACAUCAAUGAAAUACAUCUCCAAUCCUUACCAUGACGUGCUUACUGAUCCUCAAAUUUGGUAACAAGGAUGAAACUAACAAGGUAAACACACACCUUGACUUAAGAGGUCUAAAGACACAAAGUAAGGUAAAACAUCUUGGUGUCAUUUUGGAGUCUUACCUUAGUUUCAGCAGUCAUGUCAAAGCAAUAAACAAAUCAGCCUACUACCAUCUCAGAAACAUAGCCAGAAUCAGAUGUUUUGUCUCAAGCUAAGAUUUAGAGAAACUAGUCCAUGCUUUCAUCACCAGCAGGGUGGAUUACUGUAAUGGGCUCCUUACAGGUCUUCCCAAAAAGACCAUCAGACAACUGCAGCUCAUACAGAACGCUGCUGCCAGGAUUCUGACCAGAACCAAAAACUCUGAGCAUAUCACUCCAAUCCUCAGGUCCUUACACUGGUUACCAGUUACUUUUAGAAUCAACUUCAAAGUAUUAUUAAUUGUCUAUAAAUCACUUAAUGGUCUAGGACCUAAAUACAUCUCAGAUAUGCUCAUUGAAUAUAAACCAAACAGACUUCUCAGAUCAUCAGGAUCAAGUCAGUUAGAGAUAACAAGGGUUCACUCAAAACAGGGCGAGUCAGCGUUUAGCCAUCACACCACCCGUAGCUGGAAUCUGCUUCCAGAAGACAUCAGACGUUCACCAACAGAAGAUACUUCUAAAUCCAAAUUAAAAACACUUCAUUGCAUUCACAGCCUGAGCACUGUGCUGGUUUACAUCAACUGCACUUCUAUUUCCAAUUUCUUUUUCAUUUC
This is a messenger RNA of Triplophysa dalaica, 1939 nucleotides long. RefSeq lists its product as uncharacterized. Bases 118 to 1146 code for a protein of 342 amino acids. The transcript is spliced from 2 exons. The record is from RefSeq and is a predicted model, not a curated record. Lineage: Eukaryota; Metazoa; Chordata; Actinopteri; Cypriniformes; Nemacheilidae.